GAGGCGGGCCCCGGGUGGCGCCGCCGCCGGCCGCCCCUGGCUCCCGGCCCCGCCUCCCGCGGACGCUGUUCCCCUUGCUGUUUUCCCCCGGGGGCCCACAGCGAGUCCCUCGGUUUUACCCCUCGGCCCACCCCCUCGUCUCACGUGGCUCUGGGCCACUCCACGCUAGAACCCGCGCGGAACCUCACAGGGAGUGCCAGUGGCGGCGCCUGCCCCACACUGCGCUGUGCCUCCUGGACGAGCCUCUGCGGCCCUAAAAGUGCUAACGGUGGUGCGUGCGCCGGACGCAGAAGGAAAUCACCAUGUCUUUUUGCCGAGUGGGGCUCCGUUUGGCUGCCUGUUUAUUAAACAUUUCAGAAGCCAGAAAAAAGUACGUUGUUGAGAACAUAGCAAAAGCUGCUCUUCUUGAAAGAAAUGGACAGAGACAUCCUGAAGUAUCAGUGCUCAAUAUAUUUUCUGAUCCAGAGUACAAUAGAUCAGUCAUUACAAUAGCAGCUUCUAUUGAUGAGUUAGGCAAUUCCGUUCUGGCUGCCUGCUUGGAAGCCUUCCAGUCUAUCGAUAUGGAGAUUCAGGAGGGGAUCCAUCCUUGCCUGGGAGCAGUGGACCUGAUUCCCAUUUACCCUCUUUCUGGUGUCGGAGUGGAAGAGUGUGGAGCUGUGGCCAGAAGCCUCGCUGAGAAUCUGGUCCUCAGUGUUCCUGGCUGCAGUGUGUUUCUCUUUGGUGAGGCCGACCUGCCUGAGAAGCGCCCUCUUGUCCAGAGAAGGAAGCAGCUGGGCUGGUUCACAAGGAGGGAUUUCAGCGCUCUUAAACCUGACCUGGGACCUGCACCUGCCAGAAGAUGUGGUUUGACAGGCAUCGGCGCUAGCCCAUACGUGAUGAACUGCAAUGUUACCAUAGAUUCUCAAGACUUGGCUCUGGGAAAAGAAAUCGCUAGUGCCAUUCGGGGCUCGAAUGUGAAUGGACUGAAGGGCGUCCAAACAAUGGCUUUUCCUCAUGAAGGGAAAAUUGAGAUAGCUUGCAAUGUAGAGAGUUUUGAAGAUCAAGAAGUUACAGAAACCUCCGAAGGCUCUCAAUACAUGGCUUACAGUGUCCUUGGGGACCAUUUUUAUUAUGUAUCUCCUCAUUACAUAGAAGCUCAAGUUAAAAAAUUGGCAAGUGAUCGAGGAAUUGGUACGAUAGGGAGAGCAUUAAUUGGAUUUACACCCCAAGAGUGCAAGAGCUGUGCUGAGUAUGCAAUAAAAGAAAGUAUUGGGGAGUUCUGGAAGAUACGGGAAGGUGUUUUCAUGUGAUCCAAUCUAAGGUUUCGUUGAAAUUGUAAGAAAAAAUAUCAGCCAUUGUGAACUUUUCUUAUUGGCCUGUGAAGACAAGGAGAAGACUCAAGAGCUUGGUUCUAUGUGUGAAUUGGAAAACUAGAAGCCUUCUCUGUCCAACGACAGCAAUAGGUGUUUAUAGAUUGUAAUUGCCUUAUGAUAUUUCUAGUCAUCACUGAAACUUUGUGAAAUCUUCCUCUGUAUCAAGUUCAUGCACUUGGGUGUACUAGAAGCCCCCCUGAAUGAGCUGGAUAAAAUGGCCAUAGUUACGGAAUCAUCUUUGAUUAUCAUGAACUAAACUAAAAACAGACUCCAUUUAUUUGGUGUUCCUGAGCUCUUUAUUCCAAAGUCCUGUA
This is a messenger RNA of Budorcas taxicolor (takin), 1666 nucleotides long. RefSeq names its product formiminotransferase cyclodeaminase N-terminal like (gene FTCDNL1). NCBI's taxonomy places the organism in Eukaryota, Metazoa, Chordata, Mammalia, Artiodactyla, Bovidae. The transcript is spliced from 6 exons. The record is from RefSeq and is a predicted model, not a curated record. The coding region runs from base 303 to 1289 and encodes 328 amino acids. Gene Ontology annotation, molecular function: transferase activity; folic acid binding.